Gadus chalcogrammus (walleye pollock) is the source of this 3167-nucleotide messenger RNA. RefSeq names its product zinc finger CCCH-type containing 3 (gene zc3h3). The record is from RefSeq and is a predicted model, not a curated record. Gene Ontology annotation, molecular function: metal ion binding. Gene Ontology annotation, cellular component: nucleus. Bases 10 to 2676 code for a protein of 888 amino acids. The transcript has 12 exons. NCBI's taxonomy places the organism in Eukaryota, Metazoa, Chordata, Actinopteri, Gadiformes, Gadidae.
CGCUCCUCAAUGACGACACGGAAAGACGUCAACAUGGAAGAGAGAGAAGCGUUGAAAAGGCAGAUAGAUAUUCUUCAAAAUCUCAUCAACGACCACAAGCGUGUCCAUGGCAACAACCCUCCUGCUCCGGUUCACUCUGUGGAUCCAGCGGGAAUGGUGGCGAACAACGGCAGGGGUCGGGGCUCAUCAAAUGUUGAGGGAAACCCGCAGUCUCGUGCGAAUUGGAGAAAGAAGUACUCUCUUAAUAAGAAAGGACAGACUUCCACCGGACAGGGGUGCUCUUCCUCUGCCUCUUCCCUAUCUUCAUCACUGUGUCUGAUGGUAGGCCCCGAUCCAAGCCCAAGACUUAAAGGGGCCAAUGCGUUGCUGGGUGUUAAAUGUUCCACAGAGAAACGGGAUAAGAACACCACCGCUACCAGCAGAAUAGCUAAAGCCGAACCUUUAGUCCACACCGCAGAAAGAGCAUCCUUAGACCAAGGGAAAAAUGCUUCUGGUUCUUCAAAAGUACUUUCCACUGUCCAGAAAUUCCAGACAAAGUCUUGCCCGGCAACUGAAACAAGUGUGAAUAAGCGGGCUGCAAUCAUGUCAGUGCCAGCCCCUUCUAAUUUUGCCCCCUCAUCGUGCUCCGCACAGCCCGGUGGACCUCACCCUCCUCCCCUCACCGCCAGCACUCAGCCCAGCCGGGCCCUUGCUGCCCAGGCUGCCCAGGCUCCGGUCAAAAGGUCAAAGUUCACUUGGGUGAAGACGCUGGAUGUGGGUCCCGAGCAGAGUGGGCCCCUGCCUCUAUCCACGGUCAAACACGCGGUCUCUGUCCCCUCUUCGGUCUCAAACACUGGGACUCCCAGUAGAGGCCCACCCACAGCGAGCGUGAAGAGAGCCCCAUCCAAGAAGCAGACACCCAAGCCAAGUCUGACAGCAGGAGCCCACAGGACCUCAAAGUACACAUGGGUCUCCUCCUCCUCAUCAGCCCCGGGCCAGACUAGGCUGAUCCGGAAGGCUGUCUCACCCAAAGCCCUGGUGCUCUCCAAGAAAGCUGUGGUUAAGGGAGAGGGCCCCAGGAAGAGUCCUGGGGCGAGAACCAGGAAAGCAGCAGGGGCAUCGGGGCCUGGGGCCGGCACCCCAACCAGUCGUUACCGCUGGAAGGCCGCCGGCAGGAGUCCCACUGGGGCCACGGGGGCCCGACGUGCGACCGUCUUCCAGUGGACCUCGGAAAAAUGCCCCAGAGUGGUUAGAGGGGGAGUAGGAUCAGGAUCGCCUGGUUUCCCUUCGUCCCAGUCAACUCCCUCCUCAUCCUCUUCUUCAUCGGCAGAGGGAUUCAAGCUACGCAGCAGGAUGAAAAUUAUCCGCAAGUCCCCUGGCAGCGGGGCAGGCGGUGUGUCCGAGAGGCGAACCAGUCCCCCGGCUGGCGUCUGGAGCAGCAGGACCCCCGUGCGGGGACGGGCUCCUCCAGCCACCAGGAGCCCCCUGGCCGCCAGGAAGGGACUGCCCAAAGAGCUGGUGUCCUUCGGGAGACACAAACUGCGUCGCCUCUCGCCGGGCUCCCACAGAAAAGGCCACACGCCUCCGUCCCCGUCCAGCCCCGCCUACCAGCGGGUGUUCCGGAGCCGCUACAAGAUGGUGGCCCGUGUGGGCGUCGCCAACACACAGCACUACAGCCCCUCCCUGUCCUGGAGGACCAAGAGAAUCCAGACUGCCAGGAGUCUUCUUCAGAGUCGCCUGCGCUCCCCACAGGAUCGACACCAGACUCCCCAGCACUGGAGGGGGCGGGACAUGCGCUGGAUCGGCGGGUCCCUGUACAGGGUGUCGGCCAAUAAGCUGUCCCGCACCGUGGCAGCCAGCAUGUCAAUCAACCGAACAGGAAAGUGGUCGAGUCCUGUCCAGGUCUGCUCCCCUACGCCCCCUGGAGGUCGUCCCUCAAGCACCCGCCAUGUGGCCAGCCGAGCGGUGCAGCGCAGUCUGGCCAUCAUCAGGAACGCCCACAGCAAGAAGCAGCAGCCGCGCAACUACUGUAUGUACUACAACCGCUUCGGGAAGUGUAACCGCGGCGACAGCUGCCCGUACAUCCACGACCCAGACAAGGUGGCUGUCUGCACCAGGUUUCUGCGGGGAACCUGUAAGCAGGCUGCAGGCACCUGUCCCUUCUCACAUAGGGUGGACAAAGAAAAGAUGCCGGUGUGUUCCUACUUCCUGCGCGGGAUCUGUAACAACAGUAGCUGUCCCUACAGUCAUGUGUAUGUGUCGCGCACAGCCGCCGUGUGUCAAGACUUCAUCAAGGGCUACUGCCCACAGGGGGAAAAGUGUAAGAAGAAGCACACGCUGGUGUGUCCGGACUUCUCCCGCAGCGGCUCCUGUCCGCAGGGCACCCGCUGCAAGCUGCAGCACCGCCAGAGGGGCAAGAGACGCCCUGCCCCUUCUGGACCCGCCCCCGCCGGCCCCGCCCCCACCACGGCCAUCGCCGGCUCCUCCGCCACUCAGCCGGCAAGGAGGGCCCGCUGCAAGGAGCCAGCGAAGAGGCUCCGCCUCUCUGUGACCACACCCCCGACGACCCCCGGCGACCUGAAGUUGCCCUCGUUCAUCUCUCUCUCCAGCUCGCCCGAGGAGACGGAGCUCCCGGACACGGCGGAUGGACCCUCCCCUCUCCAGGAAAAGAAGCUCCAGAUCAAGCCACGCCUUUAGUGGAGCCGCGUCCCUGCAGCGCAUGAUGUCAUCUGUUAACCAAGUUCCGAGGCCGACAAGAACAGUAUUCUUAUUAUUAUUGAAAAUAUUAUUAGUGAUUUCUUAAUUCAUUCAUUCUUUCAGAAAGAAUCGCCUUCUCAGUUUCUUCAAUUUUGGGCCAAACACUGAAAUCAAAACACAGUUGUGGUUUCCGAUUGGCCUGAAGUAGAACCAGUUAUGACCAGGCAUUGAGUUGCAGCAUAACCACAGUUUGAGCAGAGGCUGUGCUGUUGCUGUGUCUUUAGUGAUAGGUUCCUGUUUGUAAGUGUUCUCAACUCAGGGUAUUAUCGAAGUGCAUCCUCUGUAAAGUCCUUAAAAAUGUAAAUCUAAAUUGAAGUUAUAUGAAAUGUUUUACAAUCUGCUUGAAUGUUUUUGAAAGCUUUUAUCAGCACAUGUGCAGAUUAAUUUUAAGAGGACAUAUGGCAUGUCAAAUAAAGUGUUUAUGUACACAC